AUGGGUGUCCUGAACUAUCUUGGCAUCGCCAGGAGCAUAUCUGCAACCGAAGGCAAUAGCGCUGUGCGAGCUCUCCCAUCAAACUGGUACACCUCGCAAGAGAUGUACGAGUUGGAGAGACGAGCUAUUUUCUCUAAGAGAUGGAUGCUUAUCACUCACAAAUCAAGACUUCUCCAGCCGGGCGACUGGCUAAAAUUCGACAUCGCCGGAUACGAGUUUGUUCUUUGCCGUAGUAAAACGGGAGAUAGCAUCAAUGGAUUCCACAAUGUCUGUCGGCAUCGUGCGUUCCCAAUAGUUCAAGAGGACAAAGGGGCAGCCAAAAUAUUUGCCUGCAAGUACCAUGGCUGGUCAUAUGGACUUGAUGGUAGACUCGCAAAGGCUCCAAAGUACGAUGAACUCGAAGGCUUCGAUAAAAGCCAGAACGGUCUUUUCAAAAUACAUGUGCGUGUCGAUACAAGUGGCUUUGUCUGGGUUAACCUCGAUGGUAAAGAGAUCCCAGAAGUGCCUUGGGAAGAGGAUUUCGACGGUAUCGAUGCACAGGAGAGAUACAAGGUCUUCAAUUUUGACGAAUACGUCCUGGACCAUGAAUACCGAAUCGAGGGUCAUUACAAUUGGAAGAUUCUGGCAGACAACUUCAAUGAAUGCUAUCAUUGCCCAACCGCACACCCAGAUAUCCCAACCCUUGCAGAUAUCGAGACUCAUCAGGUCGACACUGAACAUGGGUGGAUUAAGCAUCAGUCUACGCCAACAUCGGAGCAAAAGAAGCUUGGCCUUGCCAUUGCCAGCACCUACUUCUUCCCAAAUCCAUAUCUGAUCCUAGGAAAUCAAGCUAACGUACAAUCCAUACCUCAUUUCAUUAUGCUACAGCGAUUCUUGCCAGGCGGACCAAAGAAAUCUACAAUGCAUUACCAGAUCUUUCGUAAUAAGAACUCCACAGAUGAGCAGUUCCGACUCAUCAGCGAGCUCUACAGUAAGGUCGUGAGUGAGGAUAAGGUGCUAUGCGAGCUGGCACAAAGGAACCUGAAUGCUGAGAUCUUUGUGAGUGGUGAAAUGCACCCCCGACUCGAAAAAGGUCCGUUGUUCUUCCAGAGAGUUGCACGGAAAAUCAUCAGGGAGCACUGGGAGCGAGAGAAGGUGGCGAAAAAAGAGAUAUGGCCUGCAAGACAGCAGCUACCAAGCAGUGCUGUAUUGAACAACGAGGAUGCCGAACUCUGUUCAGGCCUUUCCUGUCAAACAAAUGAAGCAGGACUUGCAUGGUAG
Messenger RNA from Exophiala aquamarina CBS 119918, 1260 nucleotides. RefSeq names its product cytochrome P450 oxidoreductase. The record is from RefSeq and is a predicted model, not a curated record. NCBI's taxonomy places the organism in Eukaryota, Fungi, Ascomycota, Eurotiomycetes, Chaetothyriales, Herpotrichiellaceae. The coding region runs from base 1 to 1260 and encodes 419 amino acids. The transcript has 2 exons. Gene Ontology annotation, molecular function: 2 iron, 2 sulfur cluster binding; iron ion binding.